Molecule: messenger RNA, 237 nt
Organism: Ambispora gerdemannii
Lineage: Eukaryota; Fungi; Glomeromycota; Glomeromycetes; Archaeosporales; Ambisporaceae
Source: the annotation of a GenBank genome assembly
AUGGUCAAUGGCGCAAUAUUGGACUAUGUCCAGUAUGGUCCAGUUGAUAACACUGCCUCUUCCUUACGUGUCACCAUAGGCCAUGUGAUAUACACAUUCCCCGUUAACACACUGUUUUCCCAUGACACACGCAUAUUUGCAAAAUUUAGGUUUAGAGACGCAUUUCCCACUACAUCUCCCGUAACUGCAUUCGUCAACGCAUUGAGAACCAGCAGAACAGAGUAUAAGGGCACAUGA